Physella acuta is the source of this 5403-nucleotide messenger RNA. Its product is annotated as acetoacetyl-CoA synthetase. The record is from RefSeq and is a predicted model, not a curated record. Gene Ontology annotation, biological process: lipid metabolic process. Lineage: Eukaryota; Metazoa; Mollusca; Gastropoda; Physidae. Gene Ontology annotation, molecular function: acetoacetate-CoA ligase activity.
GGGUCGUACCAUACGAGCGGCCUUGACUACCUUGCAUUUCAUCUGCUAAGUGUUGGCGAUUGACGCUGUUUGAGUUAAUGUCUACACCUACAGUGUCAAAAUACUUCUAAUUUAAUGUAAUUGUCUUUGGUCAUGUGAUUGCUUGGAUUACUCUUCACUCUUUGUUGAUUUUAGACUCAUUUUAGAGUCUACCCUAGUCUACCCUAAAAUUGUAUAGACUAAUACUGUAAUAGGUAAAAGGACAAUUCAGCACAGGAGUUUUAUACCUGUUCAGAAAUAGUCUGAUUUAAAAUGGAAAGUCACAGCACAUCAGCUCCUAAGUUAAUGUGGAGUCCAGAUCCAGAUCAACCUAAAACAAACAUGGAUCGCCUGAGAGUUUUGAUCAAUGAAAAGUACAAUGUUAACUUAAAAACAUAUAAAGAAUUACAUCGCUGGUCAUGUGAUAAUUAUUCUGAAUUCUGGGAAGAAGUUUGGCACUAUGCAAAUGUCAUACAUUCAAAAUCAUAUGAAGAGGUUAUUGACAAAAAUCUAGGCAUUGCAGACAUUCCCACCUGGUUUAAAGGAAGUCUAUUGAAUUUUGCUGAAAAUCUUCUUCGUUAUAAUGAUGAUAUGAUUGCGGUUUAUGCAACAGGUGAAGGACAAAAAGAGGUGAAGAGAAAAACACACAAGGAGUUGCGUCAGUACGUAGCCCAGUUUGCUGCUGCAAUGAAAAAGUUGGGCGUUCAAAAAGGGGACAGAGUAGUUGGCUACAUUCCAAACUGUAUAGAAGCAUUAGUGGCCAUGCUUGCCUCAGCCAGCAUUGGUGCCAUCUGGAGCUCGACAUCCCCAGAUUUUGGUGUUGUUGGUGUUUUAGAAAGAUUUACACAAAUUCAACCAAAGCUGAUUAUUAGUGUUAAUGCUGUACAUUACAAUGGAAAGAUUCAUGGUCACCUUGACAAACUAGAGCAAGUAGUGAGAGGACUCCCUGAUCUACUCAAAGUAGUUGUCAUACCAUUUGUUGAUGAUUUUAAAGCAGAUAUUUCAUCAGUGCCUCUGAGUACCACUUUAGAGGAGUUUUUACUGGGUGGUGUUGUUGAUGGCGAAGUCCCUGAGCUGACAUUUGAACAAGUUCCAUUUAACUACCCCCUGGUCAUCAUGUACUCCUCUGGCACCACGGGUGUACCCAAGUGCAUGGUGCAUUCUGUUGGCGGCACAUUGAUGAAACAUCUGUCUGAACAUAUCUUUCACAAUAACAUGGACCGAAAUGAUAUCAUGCUCUACUAUACUACAGCUGGCUGGAUGAUGUGGAACUGGAUGGUCACAGCUUUGGCUUUAGGGUCAGCCAUUGUGCUGUAUGAUGGGUCGCCUCUUGUGCCACAUCCUAAUGUUCUCUGGGAUUUGGUUGAUCAGCUGAAAGUCACCAUACUUGGAACCGGUGCUAAAUGGUUAGCAGUGUUGGAAGACAUGGGUGUACACCCAAAAAAAACCCACAAGUUGGAUUCAUUAAAAGCUAUCUUAUCUACUGGAUCCCCACUCAAACCACAGAGCUAUGAUUUUGUUUACAAUGAUAUUAAAUCUGAUAUUGUCUUGGGAUCUAUAUCAGGUGGAACUGAUAUUAUUGCUUGCUUUUUGGGACAAAACUGGAAUGUUCCAGUUUACAGAGGGGAGAUCCAGUGUCUGUUGUUGGGCUGUGAUAUGCAAAGCUGGGAUGAAUCUGGUAAACCUGUGUAUGAUGACAGUGGAGAACUGGUUUGUGUUACACCAUUCCCUUCCAUGCCUGUUUACUUCUGGAAUGACAAAGAUGGAUCCAAGUACAGAAAUGCUUACUUCAACAAAUUUGAAGGAGUCUGGGCCCAUGGAGAUUAUUGUUUGAUCAACUCCGUCACUGGUGGUGUUGUCAUGCUUGGCAGAAGUGAUGGUACUCUCAAUCCAAAUGGUGUGCGAUUUGGAAGUGCUGAAAUUUAUCAAGCAGUGGAGAGUUUCAAAGAAAUUCAAGACAGUGUUUGUGUCAGUCAGAGGAGUAAAGAUGGAGUAGAUGAAAGAGUGAUUUUGUUUCUCAAGAUGGCACCAGGAAGUGAGUUUGGCUCCACAGUUGUUGACAGCAUUAAACACCACAUAAGGACGUACUUGUCAGCUCGGCAUGUUCCUGCUCUCAUACUCCCCAUUUCUGAUAUUCCUUACACAAUAAGUGGUAAGAAAGUGGAGGUGGCCAUCAAGCAAGCCAUAGCAGGGAAACCUGUGCUGCAGAGAGGAGCCCUCUCAAACCCUGACAGCAUAGACCUGUUUUACAACAUCCCCCAGCUGCAGGACUACUAGACAUUCAUGGAGGUUUUUUUUAAGUAUCAUUUGUUUCAGCCUUUUUUCUUCAUCUUAAAACUACCGUAUGUUUUGUUCAUCCAAGAAAAUAUUCUCAUACAUUCUUUACAAAGAUCUAAAAUGUUGGCAAAACUUUUUUUUUAAGGUGUUGUAUAAAUUCAUACAUAUGAUCAGCAUAAAUAUGUUCAAUGAUAGCCUAUAUUAUUUAUGUAAAAUACAUACUUGUUUUUUAAGGCAUAUUUUACAAAGUUGUGAUUGAAAACAUUUUUAUGUCAUGUUGAAACUUCUAACAUGAUAAGCACCAUAAACAUGAUCUGUUAUUUAAAUGUUAGAUCAAGUUUUAUUCUAGCCAUAGCUCCCUUAUUGCUGUUAUUUUUCUGGUCAGUUGAUUCCUCAUAAAUCUUCCUUAUAUUUGAACAGUAUAUAUGUUGAAUGCUGUAAUAGUAUUUGAUGGUACUUUUUUAUUAAUUUAAAUUUUUAAUGCACAUUUGCUCAACCUAUGUUUUUUCACAGCAAGAUUUAAUUCUAAAUAUUAUUUCUUCAAUUUUCUUAUUAAAAAAAUACCAGAACAGACUGUAAAUAAUAAUAAUGAUGAUGCCAUGUGUAAAUUAAAUUUAAAAAAAAAAAGCUUCCAGUCCCUCACCUUCAUUAAUUUGGGCUAGUUAAUUUAUGGUACAUCUUGUUACUCACUUAAAGAAUCUCAAACUUCACUGUUUGCGAGCAUUUUCUGAAUGUGGGGAGGGUUGACUCCCUCAUGAUGUCAGCCUGUAGACAUGUGGACACAUGUAAGAUUGGCUGGCUGAGUCCAUGUGGUCAGCAGAUGGGGAUGUGGUCAGCAGAUGUGGUUGUGGUUAGCAGAUGUGGAUGUGGUCAGCAGAUGGGGAUGUCUGACACAUGAAAGAUUGGCUGAGUCCAUGUGGUCAGCAGAUGGGGAUGUGGUCAGCAGAUGGGGAUGUCUGAUACAUGAAAGAUUGGCUGGCUGAGUCCAUGUGGUCAGCAGAUGUGGAUGUCUGACUCACGAAAGAUUGGCUGGCUGUGUCCAUGUGGUCAGCAGAUAGGGAUGUCUGACUCAUGAAAGAUUGGCUGGCUGAGUCCAUGUGGUCAGCAGAUGUGGAUGUCUGACUCACAAAAGAUUGGCUGGCUGUGUCCAUGUGGUCAGCAGAUGGGGAUGUCUGACUCACAAAAGAUUGGCUGGCUGUGUCCAUGUGGUCAGCAGAUGGGGAUGUCUGACUCAUGAAAGAUUGGCUGAGUCCAUGUGGUCAGCAGAUGGGGAUGUCUGACUCAUGAAAGAUUGGCUGAGUCCAUGUGGUCAGCAGAUGGGGAUGUCUGACUCAUGAAAGAUUGGCUGGCUCCAGUUUCAACAUGUAAUGGACUGUUGUAACUUAAAAAUAAACUACUCAUUAUUUAUAUAAUUGUUUUUUAAUGCAGGGGCAUAGGUAAAAAAUGGAAAGUAGUAGACUAAAGUAAAGAUACUAAACCAAAUGAAUGAUCUUGAGUCAGUAUUAAAUUACUGUUAUUAUUUAAAGAGAAGCAGUGAAGGUAUUGUACAGACUACAGCCAGUGGACAUGUUUAAUGUAUGCAUUCAUUUUAAACUGCUGCUCACCUUGUAGUUGAUGUUUAUUUUUUUCUUGUGGUUUAUGCCAAAUGUUUUGAUGUAAUUUGCUGGUAAUGUAUGCAGUUUACUGGCUAAAAAGUUCUGUUAGCUUUUAUCUGUACACAUUUAUUUGGUGGCUGCAAUAUCACCAUAGACCUGGUGCUUUGAUAAGUCUGAAAUAUUUCAUCUUAUCUGUCAAGUUUCACAUUCUUCUGAUGCCAUACAUGGUGUGAACAACUUUAAACAUUCUCCACCUCAUUCUUGUGCCUAGUCCCUUACACUACAGUCUAGUGUUGGCUAAUGGGGAUUCCUGUUGGUUGUAUACAAAUGUGAUGGUUUUUGAUGAUGCUGGGACCAAGCAAUUGUUCAAGCUGUUCUUUGAGGUCCUGUCUGAUUGUUAUUGGAAUGGAGGAAUGACAAAUUCCUGUACACAAGUCUUAUUGUUAUUAAGAUUGGGAAUGUCGAAUGCAAAUGGAUAAGUAUUCUUAUAACCACAUUUAUCUUAUGAUAUUUUACACCUGUAGCCUGCCAUUGAAAGAAGUAAUGGUCUUCUCAAAAUUCUGUUAAGCCUAGUAAAAGAACAAAAUUUGGCUGAUGAUUGUAGCCUCACUUCAAACAAGACUCCAUUUUUAAAGGCUUUAAUCUUUUCAUAACAAAUCAUUAAGUGCUCUUAUUUUCAAUAGGAAUAUCUGUAUGUAGUUUUAAAAUGUUGGUCUGAAGGGAAAUGUUGAACCAUGUAAUUAUUUCUUUCCUCAUGUUUAAAUACUUAGGAAAAACCACCACCCAACAAGGACUGUAUAAAGCCUCUUCAUUAGAUUUAUUCAUUAGAUUGACUAUUCAUUAUGUUUUGUUUUAUUUUAAAACAUAUCCUAGUUUUUAACCACUAACUUGUUACUUCAUUCAUUAAUCAAACAUGAGUAUUUAAAAUGGUUCCAUUAGUGGAGAGUUCUGGCAUUAAUUUGUCAUUACCAUUUGCAUUUAACUUGAAUAACAGUAGGUAUACAAUUCUGGGGCUUGAUGAAUGAAACCAGUGGUUAUUUGGCUAAUGGUGUCUUUAACUUAGCUAUAUUUCUUCUAUUAGUUAGAAUAUUAUGUGGUUGCAUUGAUUUGGUGCCUUUCUUUAGCUAUUUUCUUUGAUCUGACCACAACUUGGAUAUAAAAAUACCUGAGUUCUGCUAUUUACAUGAAGUUAUAAAAAGAAACUAAAUGUGGGGGUAAUGAUAAACUCCAAUACUUUAGUCAGUAAACUAAUGUAUGUUAUACGACUUAUGUCAUUGUUAACCGGUGUCCCAUUUGAAGUCAACAAGUAAAUGUUUGAUGUUAUUUUUAGCAUGUUAAUGAAAAUUUGGAGAUAAUUUUUUAAGAAAUUUUCAGAGCAGUUUUUGUUUAAAUAUGAACAAAUGUCAAUUGAGGUAAUACAUGAACAAGUCUUUAGGGCAACUUUAGGUUGUUACUUCUAUUUUAUGUAAGGUAAAUAUAUGCAUGUUCAUUUUAUGCAAAACAGGGAUUCUUU